Messenger RNA from Dibothriocephalus latus, 534 nucleotides. NCBI's taxonomy places the organism in Eukaryota, Metazoa, Platyhelminthes, Cestoda, Diphyllobothriidea, Diphyllobothriidae. The record is from the annotation of a GenBank genome assembly.
AUGUACCGGAGAUCUACCAGUCGGCGGCUUCUCCCAUGGGUCUCUCUGGUACUCAGCACUCACCUGCUGCUCUUUCUCCUUCUCCACGAGGAUCCACGAGUGGAGCUAUAUGCCAGCUCAGCGGAGCUACAAGCCUUGGGGAUAAACAGCUCCAUCUACGCCUACAGAGCGGCUAGAUUUAACACCUACAUAGCGAAUGAACCACAUCGCAGUGGUCCGGGUGAGCAUGGCAGAGGCGUACAUUUGAAAAUAUCGGAAAGCCACAUGAAAGAACUUAUCGAUGAGGACGGGUACAACAGUAUGGCCUGUGCGCAAAUCGCUCUGGAUCGAUCGUUAGGCAACCGACCAGCUCCCGAGUGCUUGGCUGUAAACUAUCCUGAUCAGCUCCCCACGGCCAGUGUUAUCCUUAUCUUUAACAAUGAGCCAGUCAGACUUGUUCUCCGUACGGCCUUCUCCGUUGUAAAUAGAAGCCCUCCGAAGAUGUUGAAGGAAGUAAUCCUUCUGGAUGAUGGGAGUACUGCUGGUAGGCUGUAA